GCCAGUCCUUAUGAAUGACAACAAAUGUGUUCAGGAGCGCGGCGGCACGUGUAGUAUGGUCGUACGGAAGUUUUGAGCAUUGUUUGUUUCUGAAGGUUCCUGAUGAAUCAAAAUUCAGAAGCUGUUGAAAGAACUGAUGACUGCAAUAAUGUCGGAGGGAAGAAAUAUGCAGAAGCUGCGUUUCUGUUUGGGGUCGCUGGAGCUGCGGCAAUCUUCGGCUUCGGUAUGACGUUGGCGCAGGCAAAGAAACGCGACCCCGAAACUUUUGCCGAGGGCUUGACUGCUUCGCAGAAGCUCCACGAAAGCGGGUCAAAGCUUGCGUUGCGAGCCCUUGGAAGGGGAACGCUUUAUUCUGUGACAGGGUUCUCUCUAUUCUGCUUCCUCGCGUGGAAGGCGAUAGGAGUUUCAAAUCUAGAAGAAUUCAAACUGAAGGUUGGCUCAAUUCUCCCGCGGAUACCAAAAAAUGAGCCACAAGGACGGACAGAAUUUUCUUCAUUACGAGACCUUUUAAACUACAUAAUUGAAGAAAGCGAUAAAAAGAAAUGACCAUAAGCCCACUUUUAAA
Messenger RNA from Dermacentor albipictus, 565 nucleotides. RefSeq names its product transmembrane protein 242. The record is from RefSeq and is a predicted model, not a curated record. NCBI's taxonomy places the organism in Eukaryota, Metazoa, Arthropoda, Arachnida, Ixodida, Ixodidae.